Stylophora pistillata is the source of this 8665-nucleotide messenger RNA. RefSeq lists its product as uncharacterized. Gene Ontology annotation, molecular function: ATPase-coupled transmembrane transporter activity; ATP hydrolysis activity; ATP binding. Lineage: Eukaryota; Metazoa; Cnidaria; Anthozoa; Scleractinia; Pocilloporidae. Gene Ontology annotation, biological process: transmembrane transport. Gene Ontology annotation, cellular component: plasma membrane. The record is from RefSeq and is a predicted model, not a curated record.
UAUAAGGAACCGCUCGACCAAUCAGAUUGCUAGAAGCUCUUUGCUCGGCUCUGAAAUUAUACUAAACAGUGAUUGUUUGAUCUUGAACUCUGGAGUAAGAAUCGAUCGUGAGAGUAGACCUGGGAAUGACUGUUGCCGGCGAUCCUUACUGCUGACCUUUUGUUAACCUGAAUGGAAGUUGAGGUCAGCUUAAAGUCAAGGAGAGUAAGGAAUUGUUUCUUGCUCCUGGAGAUACAUAAAAAUUUUGGAACUCAGGCCGAGAGAUUCAUUACUGUGAAAAUUUUUACAUGCGGUGAUCUAUCUCAACGCAAAGUUGAAAUUAUGUAUUUAGCGUCAUCAAUUUCUCAAAGAUGCUAGUGGUCUCUCAAUCUGUGUCACACUGGCUGCUGUUUUGAAAAACCUGAGCGGAAGUCAUUUUCAGAGUAGAUCAGCGAUGGCGGAUCCAGACCUUGAGCUAAAGGGGGGUGGGGGGGGGGCGUUUUUGUUUGUGUGUGUUCACCUGCCGGUUUUUCUUCCCUGUUCUUCCCCUUAUUUUAAACCAAAAUAAGGGGAGGGGGCGAGGCCCCCGUGCCCCUCCCCUUGAUCCGCCACUGACCAAUGUCAGUCUCUGAACGACUGCAAACCCACCCCUCCCCUAACCCAACAACAGUCAACUGAUAACAAGGUAGGGUUAAUGUUGGAGAGGGGCGGGUGCCCGAACAUCAACGUCAAGCUGAAGACUUGUUUGUCAUUCCAUGGUGAUCUGGGUUAAUUUUGGCGUGCUCGUGGAGUAACAAUUGCCAAGAAAGAUUGUCCAAGGUUCUAAGAAAAUAAUGAUCCAACAAGCUCUCAAAUAGCUGACAAAUAUCUUUAACAAGCUUUCUUAUUAAAGUAAAUAGCGACUAGAUUUUUUCCUGAAAGUGCUUUUAAAUCAUUUUUGUCUAUCAAAGAUGUAAAUGUUUACAAUAUUGAAAAUCACGCCACAUUAAUUACACCACUACGUUAGAAAUUGAUUAAAGGAAGAGCGAAUAAGAAAAAAUAUGAGGCUAGAAACGGGUGGCAAGUCCUAAACAGAAAGACUUUCGGGGACAAAAGCGCAAAACAUUUUCCAUAUGGAUGGGAAUUUUAAAAGAAUAUUGGCUUUAAAAGCUUCUCUUCUCACAAGGGAUCCACAGUUUUCUGUUGAUGUUUUUCAUUGGUAAGAUUGUUCGUCGGUGACCCAUUUGCAACUGUUUCAAAGAAAGAAAAAGGAUCGUGCGAUUUCAAAUAAAAUAUAGAUAAGGGAACGGGAUGACUUAGGAAGAGCCAGCACGGGGCUGUCACACAACAGGUCUGGAUUGUUAGAGAACGAAUAUCGAUUGCGUUUUGUAAAACCAAAUUCAAAGAACUCACAGCUACCCGAUGAGAAAUCGAGGAACAAACGAACGACCCAACGAACUGUUAUUAAACAAAUAUUCGAUUUAUUUAUUAGAAAUGUUUUUUGUCGAUUCGUCGAACGACCCGAUGAAGCGCUCUUUUAGAGAAUGCUUGCUUGUUCUGUGACGAAUAGCAAGGUAAACAAAUAAAAUUGGCCACCAUAAAGCGUUUACAGAACUGACGUUUCGAGUAUUAGCCCUUCAACAGAGCAAAGGGCUAAUGCGACGCUCGAACUUCAGUCAGAGAAUCUUUUUAUGGUAGCUAAUUUACAAAAUCAAUUCAUUUGAUAAAAUAAAUUGUCUUGUAAUACCCCCACCGUCGCUCCACCCCACAUUCUUUAGAAACGUUUCCCCUUUCAGCAAAGUAGUUGUUUUUCUGUUUUUUUGGCGUAUGUGUCGAGGGUUGAAUAAAAAUUUAAUUAGUAGUUAACUUCUAUUGUAUUGCCUGAGGGCACCUUUAGUCAUUAGAAACCCCCAGGUUCCUAAAUUUCCUUUGAAAUCUUUCUGCCUUUUAAUGACAAAGGCGAAGUAUUUUCUAAGCCAUUCCAAUUGUUUGACCAAUCUUACCUAAGACCCUACCGUGGCAAAUUUUUUAUUGAACAUAAUUUAGGUACCCGUAAAGACAUGUUUGUAAAAUUAGAAGUCAGAACGAAUUUAUAAAAAUUUUGCAAGACAUAAAUACUUAAACAAGAGCAGAACCGAAACCUAAAGCCCUGUACUCGUUAUAUCAGUUGGUGAUUUUAGUGACAGUAAACCUGUCAUUGAAUCAACUACCAUGACGGAAAAAAAUCGGACUGAGUGAAAAUUGUGUCGAUAUUGUUAUCUUCUACACGAGCGGGAACUAAAAAACGGCUUCAGGUUGAUCGCUCUUCUACGUCAUGUUUUCAAGAGUUUAAGAGGAUAAAAGCUGAUUUUCCCGUGUUCGUAGAGAUGUUCUUAAGAUUUCUUCUUGUGACCAGCAUCCUAUCUUUUUAAAUGGUUGCUCGUGGAAAUUGUCGCUCCAACACGAUGAACAGAAAGAUCCUUGGCAACAAAGACGCUAUGUGUAACGAUGGAACAAGAGCAGUCUAUUACUUGGACGUUCAGAAGCCUUCAAAGUGGAUUAUAUUUUUGGAGAGCGGAGCGUAUUGUCUCACCAAGGCUCAGUGCCUUGCAAGAUUUGGGAGCAAGUUAACAAACGCUCUAAUGACCUCCAAGUACAUGCCAAGGAAAAUUAGCGGGCGAGAUUUACUUUCGACGUCUUGGAAUGAGAAUAAGUUAUUCUACGAUCAUUCUCGUGUUUUGAUGCCGUACUGUAGCAGCGACGCAUGGCUGGGAGCGCAAAAGGGAACAUCAAUCCUUGAACGUAAUAACACUGGGGAACAGUUUGUCUUCAGCGGUAAAAUCAUUUUUCAAAGCGCCAUUUAUGAGCUGUUCGACCAAGGGUUUAGCCGGGCGCGUGAAGUUGUUUUAGUUGGGAGUAGCGCAGGAGGAGUGGGUACUAUGAACCACGUCCAGUGGUUACAGGACCUUAUGUCAUCCAGGAAUUUACAAGUUAGCAUUUCAGUGAUCAUUGACGGGGGCUGGUUUUUAAAUUUCCAAGAAAGCAUUACAUCAAAGGUUGUGAAAGAAUUCUACAUUAUUGGCGAGCCAUUAUCGGGCGCAUGCGCAGAUUCCACGUAUGGGUAUCCGUGCUGCUUGUCAGCGUUGUGUAUGCUUACACGAGGAUACUACCCUUCAACCCUGCCAACGCUAUUUGUGUUCAGCAUGUAUGAUAUUUAUAUCAUUGGAGACGUUGUUGCCCGUAUGUCGAAAAGAGUUUCCGUGGCAGAGAACGGUGUGACAAAUCUGUUAACUCUGAUUGAGUCAUACGGAGGUGCCAUGAACCAAUCUUUGUUUGUAUUUGAACCCGGAUCUUCAAACCUUAGUUAUUUUGUGCCCGCGUGUUUUCAGCACACUUUCUUGGCCAUGUCAAGCUUGAGAGACGAAGGUGAAGCGCUUGACUACAGUAGAUUGUUCACACACGGAAAUGCUCUUUUUCGUCUGUCUAAAGUUCCCGGAAGUUGGUUGCGUACAGCAAUAAGACGUGGAAAAGAAACCAUUAGUUUACAAUCCACUCUUCUAAAAUGGUUUAAGAGACGUCAUCAACCUGUCAGAGUGACUGACACCUGCCUUGGGCCAAUGUGCAAUCCCACGUGCUCCGAAUCACUUACAUUUGUGGACACUGCCGAGGACUGGGGAGAGGUGCUUAAUGGGGUUGUCCUAUUCUUGUCUCUGGUACUCACUGGUGUAUGUGUCGCAGUAAAGAUCUGUUUUAUGGUCCAAUUACUUCUCCUAGAACAAAAUCAAAGGCGAUAUUUUGAAGAGCAUAAGGAAACGCAGCAGGUGUUCAGUCAUGCCCCUGGUGAGGCAAUAACCCUUUUACGAUACUCGUCCUCAGAAGUUUCUAAUCAUUCUACAAAUGGCGAAAAUCUGCAACCAGUUGUCCACGAAGAUUUCAACGAACAAUCGACGAAAGCCGAGGAUACGUUCUCUAGUAAUACAAUAUUUUACCGUACAGUGCAAUAUCUGCGUUUGGUAUUUCUACAAAAUCAUGGGUACGAACAGUUUGAAAGCAGAGACGAUAAACGCUCGGAAAAUGAAGAAAGUAGCGGUUUUUCUCGUUCACCUACUCAAAUUUAUCCAGAAAGAAGGACUUUCUGUACAUUGAGCAUCAAGAACGCCACUUUGGGAUUCAAACAAGGUGAAUUUAUUGCAAUAGUGGGAAAGCACGGAGCUGGUAAAACAACACUACUGAGUCUUUUGAGUGGAAGAUUAAAAUGUGGUUGUAAGCAGAAACAUCUCAGUAUGCUUGGUAGCGUACAAAAGGAAGUUCAAAAUAGUUAUAUUUUUCUCAAUCAAUUUAAGAUGCCUUAUUACGGAGAGGUUACGAUCAGACGGUAUUUAGGCAUCGCUGCUUUGAUGAGAUUGCCCAGGAAAAUGAAAACUGCAGUCAAGUUGGAAAGAGUAGAGCAAAUAAUAUCCGAGAUGAGACUGAAUUCUUCAGCAGAGGAAACGUUUGGUGGGUCGUGUAAAAAGAACUUUACCGAGUUACAGAAACGCUGUUUUUGCCUUGCAAAUCAGCUCAUCACCAAACCUCGAGCCCUAUUCUUAGAUGAGCCAAUCACAGGGCUGGACUCUACCUCUUCCAUAGAAAUGCUGAACAUUCUCAAACGACUUUGUAACAAUGGACACUUGGUGAUAAUUACUAUGCAUGCUCUACCUGAUAAAACAGCCCGGAUGUACGAUCAACUAGUUUUACUUGCUGAUAAACAGGUAAUAUUUAGUGGUGAUCCUGCAAAACUGUCAGAUUUCUACGAUCGCUUGUCAGAAGAUAACAAUAAAACGCAGAAAGGAUUAGAAGACAUUAUUUCAGAUAUUCUGCGAAAUGAGAAGAUAAAAGAGGCCACUUUGUUGCAAAAUCAGUCUGAAAAGCGGAGAGAAGACGACAUCCGCUCAACAAACGCAAAUGGGAAUCCGUUGUCAUCCUCGUCUGAAAGUUCAGAAAAUGGUGGAUUCCUUACCAGGCUUUUUGUGAUAGACUACAGAGCCUCGUUAUCGAGUACUUCUGGACAGACGAUAUACCUGUCAAUCAUGUUCUUCGUAUUUGGAGUGACGGCGGGAAUAGUUUACUGGCAAGCGGAGACGCCAUUACAAAUAAUGACUGCUUACGGCGGCUCGUCUCUCCCCAGUCUUUUAUUUAUGGGCUCGAUUCUUCACACUCGCAUAAACAAGAACUUGGAAAUUCGACGACUGGAGUCUUCAGAAAGCAUUGGCUAUUCAUAUGAACAUGUAAUGCAAACAUUUCUUAGUACAUCCGCUGUCUGUGUGAUGCCAGUGAUCGCAUGCUCAGUUUUGACUUACUUUAUGGUGUUCACGUCAUAUAACUGGUGGCGAUUCGUCCUGGUGACAAUUAUUUCGCUGGUGUUUAACCAAACGUGGAUUGCAGUUUACAUGUUGGUAACUUAUAUUACACCGAGUAACGCUUGUCACGCAAGCGGCGUCAUAGCUGCAUUAGGAGGAUUCUCUGGCGGAUUUAUUGUCACGAGGAGUGAGAUGCCCAUAGGCCGUCUUCAGCACGAACAACAGUGGUAUGGGUUCGGCAGAGCAAAAUCUACCUCGAAGAACGCAUCGAGCAGACAUUGAAUUUACUCCAUGGAAACCGACAGUGUUUCUCAUUAUUAGAAUAGGGCAAUUUUCAAAGUUGACUAAAAAGACGAAGUGAUGCUUUGAGAAAGUGUAGUUUCAUUGAUGUCGAGCGAUUUACAUAAUUAAGAGAAAGUAUUUUUGGAAGAUCUAAACAAACUUCUAAAGAUGCGCAGACGAGAUCGUGUGAGUCUUAUCAGCGAAGAGUAUUUCAUAAGCCGGUCAUACAAAUCAAGAGUAAUCUCUAACUGCUAGACUAUUCCAUAAUCUUUUUAACUUAAGGGAUAAAAUUACUUUGUUAACCACAAAGGGCAUUAGAGAAAGAAAGCCCAAAGUCAGCUCAUUCACGCGCAAGCUUUUAGGAGAAUGUAAGUUUGAGCUAGCGUUCAUUUUGCAGUUUUUCAAGGUGUCGAUUCAGAUUAAGCGGUUGGAGUCGAACGGAAUCGGUUAUCGAACGGAUGUUUCGUUAUUAAAGAAACAAACGCACAUACAAGGUUACUGAACUUGUUCUAAUUCUACAAAUGAUUUAUUUGUUUGAUAAUUGGAUUUUUUAAUUGCUGUUUGUUAUUAAUACGUGGAUUGCGGAUUAACCGAAAAUAGCUUGAACAAAAAUGAAAUUAUUUGCAUUGUUACCAAUUCACGGAUGAUUGUGGAUUAGCCAAAAAUAGUUUUUAACAAAAACAAAUAAUGAUAAUUAACCUUUUCAUUUAGUUGAUUAAUUCAUUUGUUCUUUCAGUUUUCGAUUCAUGCGUUAUUGGUCCGUGAAUUUUUUUUACAGAGCAGCAGUGCGCGCGCAUGAUAAUAAUCUGAUCAGAUCAGCUACACAGCCGUUCUUAGGGUCGUCACGCAACGCUCCUCCCCACGUGACGACCCGAAAGAACGGCUGUGUAGCAGACUAUGACUAUUCGUAUCUUUGGAAGGAUACACUUCACACUUCCGGCAGGCUCCAUACCAAAUUCGAGUUAGACGGGCCAUAAAGGUACUCUUUUUCAUGACCCCUGAUCUUAAACCUGCUAAAACAAACGAUGUCUACAACUGUCUGAGUGACGCCGGAAAAAAAAAAAAACGAUUUAAGAAAACAUAUUAAUGUUAAGUGGAUCAGUAACACGGGCGGACGGUAAGACGAACUUUUCAAGUUCGUUAUGGCAUUCUGCUCUUAUCUUCCCUUUUUUUGACCAACUAUUUUUGUGCGCAUUCUUUGGAGUUUGUCUACUGGGGCUAGAGGUUAUUUUAAGGUUCUCCUAAAUUAAAGACACGUGAUUCUCCCUAAAGCAAAUUAUGAUAAGAUGGCUACUUUCAGCUCUGUUGUUGAAUAAAAAAAUGUUUGUAUUUUGCAAGAGGACGGGACAAAAAUAAUUCAUGAUACAAGGAAAGAGAAAUGCAAAUCGUCUUGUGACAAGAUUCCUCGUGUUUGUCAUUUAAAAGGAGAGCGCAUCUUUCAUGGAAUACUUUUCAUGUUAUUUUUUACUAAAAUGGUUCUCAUUUGUUACUAGAGUUUUUAAAUGAAACCCGGCUUAGCCUGUGACUGUUUUAAUAUUAACUAUUGAGCAGUACCUUAACGUAGAACUAUUUGCAAUGCAGUACAAGGUGGCUCUAAACUCUAAAGUCUAAGUUCUAGACCCACGCUGUCAGACCAUUCAUAGGGAAACAAUCGUCCAAGAAAUUUGGUAUAGCGAGGGUUAAAAAGAUUGGCUAUAUUCCAUCUCUCAACACCACCAUAUGCCUGGCGGCCUUGCUCGCCAUUUGAUCUCAAGUAUGUUGCAACUAUUAAUAGAGCCACAAAAAUGGAAAACGUUUUAAGUCCUUUGAUCUCUCUUUUUUCAGUUAAACACAAUUCCACACUUUUUUUUAAAAAAUAAUCGAAUUAGACUUUCAAAAUUAAACACCAAAAACGUCUGUCUUUCGUCGAAUUCCCUAAAUAAUGUUUACCCUUCAGACAUUUCUGCACUCGUGCUAUUAAAAUUUAACCCUAUAACUCAAUGGAUCUGAUUUUGGACUCUCCCCUCUAGCUGCUACACAUUUCCAUGUGCAUGACUUACAGCAAUUCAGUAUUAAAGAUCAAAAUAUCAACUUUUAACUGAUAGAUUUAACUAUUCUCAUUACCUGUUUUCUGAGUGAUGUAUGUAUAUUAUAAGGAGAAGUUAAAAAUUGAUCUCUUCUGGGAGAGUUAAUCAUGUCUUGUGCAUUGAACUUCUAUUGAAAAUUUGUGUAAUGGACCAAAAGUUAGCAACGUUGACACGAGACUUGACUCACCACUGGCAUAUUUUAGAUUUUAAACCUUGAAAUAAAUUGUUAAUUUAUUAGACUAAUUCUCUCAUUAGUUCGCCGUAAAUAAAUCAACAUGUUAAUCAAAUGUUUCGGAUUUUUCUUUGCUAUAACCUCUCAUCACAUCAUUAAUUUCAGUUAUGUCGCGAUAUUUCGAAUUUCUUAAAACCCAUCACAUUCCGACUUUUCCCAACAUCUUUUUGAACGCAAUCCUAAGAUUUCUGAGGCUAAUUCUUCAUUACAGGUGUUCAUUAACCUCUAUAGAUAUAUAUAUUUUUUCUGUUUACAAUUGUUAAAAACGCUUUGGGUGUUUCUGAAUAAUAGUUUUACAGGACUUUGAUUUUGUUGAGGUCUCGGCCUAAGGGCUGAAAUAUUUUUCUACUAUUAUUGUUAAAAGAUGUCAUCUAGAAGUUGUGCCAUCUAGACCGUACAUUUCUUCGUUUAAAAGAUUGUAACCAUGGAAGUGUAAGAAAGUAGUAAAACUUCUCGUCUUCUGGAUGGUAGAAGAACUACAGGCCAUAAGGCCAAGCUAGUCUCAUAAAAGUUUACGGAAAGCGAAACAGUUGUCGAAGCUUAAGACUUGUGGGCAAAAUUUUCGCACAAAACCAACCUUCCUUGUGCUUUCAAAUCUUGGUUACAAAACCAAUUUCGAAAACAUUAGAUUCUCUUUGGGAUUACAGCUUUGUUUAAGAAUAGUAUGGGAGCAUUAUAAAGGAAUCUUUCCAAAUUUUAAAAGCUUAACGCUAUCUGUUUUUCGAAUUAACAAUGUGAACGAGUAUUGAAAACAGUUAUGUGGCUGUCUCUCGUGUGAGAUUUCUUCGCCCGCUGUAUGAUUGUUUAGG